AUGGUUCUUUCUUUUUUUUUCUUUUCAUUUUUUAAUUUUUUCUUCGUCUCUUCUUUUCCAAAGGAAGAUUUUUUCUUUCUGAACAACAACGUCUUCUAUUUUCUUUCAUUCUUUCUUUCUUUCUUAACAGUUUCUUUUUUCAUUUUUUCUUUUUUUUUCGUAAAUCUUUUUUUCGUCUUUCACUCUUUCUUUUUUUCUUUUUUCUUUCUAUUUUUUUCUUCGUUUUGUUUCUUUCUUUCUUUCUUUCUUUUCAUUUUCGUCUUUUUUUUCUUUCUUUCUUUUCUUUUUUUCUUUUUUUUCGUCUUUUUCUUUCUUUUCUUUUCUUUCUUUCUUUCUUUCGUCUUUUUGCUUCUUUCUUUUUCCAAAUUCUUUCUUUUUUUUCUUUUUUUCUCUUUCUUUUUUCUUUUCUUUGAUUUUUUUCCUUUUUUUAUUCUUUUCUUUCUUUCUUUCUUUGUUUUUUACGUUUCGUCUGCUUUUUCUUUCUUUCUUUCUUUCUUUCUGCUUUUUCUUCGAUUCUUCCGAUUCUUUUUUCUUUCUGAAAGGAACGUUUUCUUUCUGCUUCUUCUUUUUUUUUUCUUUCUGAUUUUUUUCUUUUUUUUUUCUUUCUUUCUUUCUUUCUUUCUUUUUUCAACGUCUUUCUUUCUUUUUUCUUUCUUUUUUUUCUUUUCUUCUUUUUUUUAUCUUCACUUUUUUUUCUUUCUUUUUUUUUCUUCUUUCUUUCUUUCUUUUUCUUCUUUUUCUGGUUUCUUUUUCUUUCUUUCUUUUCUUUUUUCUUUUUCUUCUUCGUUAUUUUUUUUCUUUCUUUCUUUUUUCUUUUUUCCCUUUUUUCGUUUUCUGUCUUUUUCUUUUUUCGAACGUUUCUCUUUCUUUCUUUCUUUCUUUUUUCUUUCUUUCUUUUUCUUCGAACCCUUCUAUUUUUUCUUUCUUUUCUUUUUUCUUUCUGAUUUCUUUUCUUUUUUCUUUCUUUCUUUCUUUCUUUCUUUUUUUCUUUUCCCAACUUCUUUCUUCUUUCUUUCUUUCUUUCUUUCUGAUUUUUCUUUCUUUCUGUCAUUCAUUCUUUUUGAUAAUUUCUUCGUUUUUUCUUUCUUUUUUUCUUUUCCUUUCUUUUCUUUUUUCUUUCUUUUUUCUUUCUUUUUUCUUUCUUUCUUUCUUUUUUCUUUCUUUCUGAUUUUUCUUUCUUUUUUUUCUUUCUUUCUUUCUUUUUUCUUUCUUUCUUUCUUUCUUUUUUUUUUUUUCCUUUCUUUUUUCUUUCUUUUUUUUUCUUUAUUUUCUUUUCGUUUCUUUCUUUUUUCUUUCUUUCUUUCUUCUUUCUUUUUUCUUUUCUUUUUUCUUUCUUUUUUCUUUCUUUCUUUCUUUUUUUCUUUUCUUUCAUUCUUUCUUUUUCUUUCUUUCUUUCUUUUUUUCUUUUUUUUCGUUUUUUCUUUCUUUCUUUCUUUCUUUUUUUUGUUUUUUCUUUUCUUCAAUUUUUUUUUUUUUCUUUCUUUCUUUAGUUUUUCUUUUUCUGUUUCUUUUUUUUUUUUCUUUCAUUUUUUCUUUAACUGGAACAUCUUCUUUCUUUCUUUUUUUUCUUUCUUUCUUUCUUUCUUUUAUUUUUUUUCUCUUUCUUUCUUUCUUUUUUUCUUUUUUUUUGAUCUUCUUCUUUCUUUUCUUUCUUUCUUUCUUUCUUUCUUUUCCUUUCUUUUCGUCUUUCUUUUUUUUUCUUUCUUUCUUUCUUUCUUUGUUUCUUUCUUUCUUUUUUCUUUCUUUCUUUCUUUCUUUCUUUUUUUUUUUCUUUUUCUUCGUCUUCUUCUUUCUUUUCUUUUUUCUUUUCUUGAAAAAUUCUUUCUUUCUUUCUUUCUUUCUUCUUUCUUUUUUUUUUCUUUUUUCUUUCUCAUAACGUUUUUUUCUUUUUCUUUCUUUUUUCUUCCUUUCUCUUUCUUUUUUUUUUUUUUCUUUUUUUCUUCGUCUUUCUUUUUUCUUUUUUUUUUCGUCUGCUUUCUUUCUUUCUUUCUUUUCUUUCUUUCUUUCUUCUUCUCUUCUUUCUUUCUUUCUUUCUUUCUUUCUUUUUUCUUCUUUCUUUCUUUUGAUUUCUGA
Acanthosepion pharaonis is the source of this 2073-nucleotide messenger RNA. NCBI's taxonomy places the organism in Eukaryota, Metazoa, Mollusca, Cephalopoda, Sepiida, Sepiidae. The record is from the annotation of a GenBank genome assembly.